CUUAGAAACCCUUCAGUUCUCCCGGACCGCUAUGUAGCUUUUCAAAUUCCCAAAUUCCCAGAAAACACCUUCAAAAGUCACAAUCACCCACAACUCCCUCUGCCAAAAAAUGUCAUGCAAAAACGGAAAAUACUCCAAUUCCCCUUUCCUCCCAGACUCUCGCGCGCGCUCUCUCUCUCUCUCUCUGUCUCUCUGCUAUUCAUUUUCUCCCCCACCUUUCCCCAUCUGUGGUCUAGAUCCCUUUCUCUAUUUCUCGUUCCCUCUCUUUUUUCCCUUCUCCCUCUCUCCCUUUUCCACUCCUUCCUCCGUCGUGACCGCGCCCCCCCUCCCCCGCCCGGUCGUCUCUCCUCCGCCUCGCGGGCUCCCGUCUCUGCCCUCUCCUCCCCUCCCCAGAGAAGAGUGUCCAGCUCCUCCAGAGGCUGCCCGCCCGCCGCUCCUUCCCUGCCCACCUACUAUGAGGAGCAGCUCCUCCCACCUGCCCAUAAAAGCCAAGUGCAUGUUACCAGCAGCGGAUCACAGCCCUUCCCCGAUCCUCUCCGUGGGAGCCCGCGAGCCUCUCUCCCUGAUCUUACGUGCUUAAGAGAUGAAGCUAUGGAGUUGGUGUGCAUGUGACUUGCAAAUCACCGGAAAAUCUUCAGUGUUUUAAUUUCAAAAACACCUUGACUGUCUCUGGGAAGUUGCUGUGGAAGCUGAGCAGCAUCUGCUGAAGAGACAGAAACCAGUCCCAGGGGUGUUACAGGAAGGCACCAGCAAGGACAUUGGUCUUUGAUUCAACAGUCCUGUCAAGUAUAAAUUUGUUCCUACAAUCAAGCUCCAAAUCAUCUGGUCUGAUUGUACAUGUACUAGAAGGAUCACAUGGGACUCACAGUCUGUAAUCUGCUGAUGACCAAAUAGGACCGUCAGAUGGUGAUGGCUGUGCUGCCUGGCCCUCUGCAGCUGCUGGGAGUGCUGCUUACCAUUUCCCUGAGCUCCAUCAGGCUCAUUCAGGCUGGUGCCUACUAUGGGAUCAAGCCGCUGCCACCUCAAAUUCCUCCUCAGAUGCCACCACAAAUUCCACAAUACCAGCCCCUGGGUCAACAAGUACCUCACAUGCCUUUGGCCAAAGAUGGCCUUGCCAUGGGCAAGGAGAUGCCCCACUUGCAGUAUGGCAAAGAGUAUCCGCACCUACCCCAAUAUAUGAAGGAGAUUCAACCGGCGCCAAGAAUGGGCAAGGAAGCAGUACCCAAGAAAGGCAAAGUAGAAAUACCAUUAGCCAGUUUACGAGGGGAACAAGGUCCCCGUGGAGAGCCUGGCCCAAGAGGACCACCUGGGCCCCCUGGUUUGCCAGGUCAUGGGAUACCUGGAAUUAAAGGAAAACCAGGGCCACAGGGAUAUCCAGGAGUUGGAAAGCCAGGUAUGCCUGGAAUGCCAGGGAAGCCAGGAGCCAUGGGCAUGCCUGGGGCAAAAGGAGAAAUUGGACAGAAAGGGGAAAUUGGGCCUAUGGGGAUCCCAGGACCACAAGGACCUCCAGGGCCUCACGGACUUCCUGGCAUUGGGAAGCCAGGUGGGCCAGGGUUACCAGGGCAACCAGGACCAAAGGGUGAUCGAGGACCCAAAGGACUACCAGGACCUCAAGGCCUUCGGGGUCCUAAAGGAGACAAGGGCUUCGGGAUGCCAGGUGCACCAGGUGUAAAGGGCCCUCCAGGGAUGCAUGGCCCUCCCGGCCCUGUUGGACUGCCAGGAGUGGGCAAACCAGGAGUGACAGGCUUCCCUGGACCCCAGGGCCCCCUGGGAAAGCCAGGGGCUCCAGGAGAACCUGGGCCACAAGGCCCUAUUGGGGUACCAGGGGUUCAAGGACCUCCUGGGAUACCUGGAGUUGGAAAGCCAGGCCAGGAUGGGAUCCCGGGCCAGCCAGGAUUUCCAGGUGGCAAAGGGGAGCAAGGACUGCCAGGGUUACCAGGACCUCCAGGCCUUCCAGGGAUUGGGAAACCAGGCUUCCCAGGACCCAAAGGUGACCGGGGCAUGGGAGGUGUUCCUGGGGCUCUUGGACCAAGAGGGGAGAAAGGACCAAUAGGUGCCCCAGGAAUAGGGGGUCCUCCAGGCGAGCCAGGCCUGCCUGGAAUCCCAGGUCCUAUGGGCCCUCCAGGUGCUAUUGGUUUUCCUGGACUCAAAGGAGAAGGUGGGAUUGUAGGGCCACAGGGGCCACCAGGUCCCAAGGGUGAGCCAGGGCUUCAAGGCUUCCCAGGAAAGCCAGGUUUCCUUGGCGAAGUAGGGCCUCCUGGCAUGAGGGGUUUGCCAGGUCCCAUAGGGCCCAAGGGGGAAGCUGGGCUCAAAGGUGUGCCAGGACUCCCUGGUGUUCCAGGGCUUCUCGGACCUAAGGGAGAGCCAGGAAUCCCAGGGGAUCAGGGUUUACAGGGCCCCCCAGGUAUCCCAGGGAUUGGGGGCCCUAGUGGCCCCAUUGGACCACCUGGGAUUCCAGGCCCCAAAGGGGAGCCUGGCCUCCCAGGGCCCCCUGGGUUCCCUGGUGUAGGGAAACCCGGAGUGGCAGGACUUCAUGGCCCCCCAGGGAAGCCUGGUGCUCUUGGUCCUCAAGGCCAGCCUGGCCUUCCAGGACCCCCAGGCCCUCCAGGACCCCCAGGACCCCCAGCCUUGAUGCCCCCUACACCACCACCCCAGGGAGAGUAUCUGCCAGAUAUGGGGCUGGGAAUUGAUGGCGUGAAACCCCCCCAUGCCUACGGGGCUAAGAAAGGCAAGAACGGAGGGCCAGCCUACGAGAUGCCUGCAUUUACCGCCGAGCUAACCGCACCUUUCCCACCGGUGGGGGCCCCAGUGAAGUUUGACAAACUGCUCUAUAACGGCAGACAGAACUACAACCCGCAGACGGGCAUCUUCACCUGUGAGGUCCCUGGUGUCUACUACUUUGCAUACCACGUUCACUGCAAGGGGGGCAACGUGUGGGUUGCUCUAUUCAAGAACAACGAGCCCGUGAUGUACACGUAUGACGAGUACAAAAAGGGCUUCCUGGACCAGGCGUCUGGGAGUGCAGUGCUGCUGCUCAGGCCCGGAGACCGGGUGUUCCUCCAGAUGCCCUCAGAACAGGCUGCAGGACUGUAUGCCGGGCAGUAUGUCCACUCCUCCUUUUCAGGAUAUUUAUUGUAUCCCAUGUAAAAAAAAAGAAAAGAAAAGAAAAGAAAGAGAUUUUAUAGAAGAAAAGAAAAUGAUGCACCAAAAAAUCCAAAUGAAAAACGUAAUUGCUUCAAAACAUUUAUAUAGUUGGAAAGUUAUAUUUAAGUGAAAAUUUGGACCAUCGUGUACAAAUAAAAACUAAGAUGCAUGUUUAAUACUCCACACAGCAGCCUGUAAUUGAGAAUGACGGAAUAGAUUUAUGUAUCAAGUACUGACACUUGGUUGUACCCACUGGAAUCAUAUUAGCUGUUAUAUGUUAUAUGCUUCCACAAUAACCUGCUUAUUCAGAUCAGUCAAAAUAUAUCAGUAUGAAAGAUCAUAGCUAAUGAAAGGCACUCACUCAUAUUGUUUACUUUAAAAUAUUUAUAAAUAUGCCUUAAAGAAAUAUCAACGAUAACAAUUA
Molecule: messenger RNA, 3568 nt
Organism: Macaca mulatta (Rhesus monkey)
Lineage: Eukaryota; Metazoa; Chordata; Mammalia; Primates; Cercopithecidae
Gene: COL8A1
Product: collagen type VIII alpha 1 chain
Molecular function (GO): protein binding
Source: RefSeq, a predicted model, not a curated record